Messenger RNA from Branchiostoma belcheri (Belcher's lancelet), 1269 nucleotides. RefSeq lists its product as uncharacterized. NCBI's taxonomy places the organism in Eukaryota, Metazoa, Chordata, Leptocardii, Amphioxiformes, Branchiostomatidae. The record is from RefSeq and is a predicted model, not a curated record. The transcript is spliced from 9 exons. The coding region runs from base 1 to 1269 and encodes 422 amino acids.
AUGGAUAACGAGACGAUGGCUGAGUCUUGGUGGAUCGCGUUCCGCAGUCCGGUAGAGAUCUAUGAGAACCAUGCCAACCUGCUGGUGGCCGAAGUCGCCAUGUACGCGAUGGCAGCGCUCACGGUAGCUCAUGCGUGGCGGAAGGGCGGGCGGUACCGGAGCUUGUGGCUAGCGGCGCUCCUACACGGCCUGGUCACGGAGACGGUUUGCUACUGGGUUCCGGAGAUCGACAACUUCUGGCACGCCCAGACUUCCGUCAUGAUGCUGGGCAGGAGGCUGCCUCUCUACAUCGUGUUCUUCCACCCAGUCUAUAGCUACGUCUCCAACGUCGCGGCCAGUCGGCUGAAGCUCGGGCCGUUCCCCACAGCGUACGCCGCGGCACUGGCAGACUGCGCGGCGUUUCACGUGUUUGAUAUCAUCGCCAUCAAGCUGCUGUGGUGGACCUGGCACGACACCGAUCCUAGCAUCUACGAGAGAACCUUUUGGGUGCCCUUUACCAGUGCCCUGUACCGCCUCACCUUCUCCACUACGUUCACCCUGCUGUUCUACGGAACGCACAAGGUGAUAACAGGAAAACACAUGUUACAACCUGGGAGUUCCCUCCAGGAGGCGGCCACUGUCCUUCUGACAGGCCUCCUGACGUUCCCCACGGCCAUCGCGACACACUUCAUCCCGCUGUACCACAGCCUGCAUGACGCGCUGGGCGCCAGCUCUGAGGUCUGCGUGCUCGCCGUCAUCUACCUGUACAUCCUCAUCGUGUGGGUGUCGGACAGGAACGGGCCGCAGGACGGCAGGCCUGGGAGGAAGGACAGGAACGGGCCGCAGGACGGCAGGCCCAGGGGGACAGGCAGCCACCCCUGGAAGGACGAGCUAACCGUGGUUGUUCUGCUCCACUUCCUGACCUUUGCCCUACUUGCCGUUUUUGCCAAACCGGAGGCGAUCGUGUCGACCGGAAUCCAUGAACCUCUAGGCCCUUGUAACGAGACAGUAGAGUUCUACAAUACCAUUGGACAGGUUGUAUCGAAGAGGAAGUACCUGUGCCCGAGCGACUAUGACGAGGGCUACAUGGAUUUCCACUGUGUUCCCGGUGGAGCAGCGCCCCCUGGCGUGCACCACUGGUACAGCGUGUGCGGAACGCCCCAUGAGAACCACGCGGAGCACAUUACUGUGGUGUGGGGCUUCUGUCUGCUGGGCCUCACCUACUACUACAACCUGCUGGCCUGCUCGGGCCUGGAUGAGUCACUGGCCAAGAAACACAAGACUAAUUAG